Molecule: messenger RNA, 4955 nt
Organism: Aphanomyces astaci
Lineage: Eukaryota; Oomycota; Saprolegniomycetes; Saprolegniales; Verrucalvaceae
Exons: 3
Coding region: 101-4750 (1549 amino acids)
Molecular function (GO): protein binding
Source: RefSeq, a predicted model, not a curated record
GAAAUAUAAGGUUGUAUAGGGGAUAACGCUUGAAGCGACAACAGCCGAGGACCGGUGGCGAAGAGAAGGGCACUGCAUCCAUUGACUCUACAUCUUCAUCAUGGAGGAAAAGCCAUUGCAACAUGCAAUACUCAAGUACAGGAACCUCAACGACCGAAAGCACUCGGCACAACCGACCGUGAACGGCACGUACAACGCGGCAGCCGCAACAACGACACCUGAUGCCACCGCCGCCAUCUCCACAAUGCGCAAGCGGCAGCCAUUUUCAUACCAAGAUCACACGAGCAUGGUGGGCCAACUGCUUGGCGCCACUUCGGCUGCGAGAAAAAGCAAUGUUUCUUCGUCGUCGUCGCUCAACGGAUUGUAUCCAUCGUCGAGUAGCAGCAACGGCACAAACAGCGGCGGCGGUCUGUUGCGGCAUGCGACGACAUCCAGCCAUCACCAUCACCACCACCAUUCCCACCAUUCUCACCACCACAUGUCACCUUCUACGACCAACGAAGGCUUUCAGUACGAAGAAGCGUUCAAUCGAGGCAAGAAGCACGUGGAAAAGAAGGACUUCAAGCGCGCCGUGUCCGAAUUCUCGGAAGCAAUCACGAUCUCGCCCAACAAGCUCAAGGCGUACAUUUACCGGGGCGACUGCUACAUGAACACGGGUCGAUUCCAGCCCGCCAUCGACGACUUCUCGACCGUGAUCCACAUGACCCCAGCCAACGCCGACAUUUACGCGAAACGCGCCAAAGCAUUUGAGAAACUGCACAAGUACGUCGACGCCGUGGCCGACUAUGGCCAAGCGAUCGAUCACAGCACCACCCCCAGCAAGUCCAAGGACAUGCACAUUGCACGGGGCCGCGUGUUUAUGGCCAUGAACAGCCUCGCGCAAGCGCUAGACGACUUUACCAUAUCGGUGGAGCUCGAUCCGAGGUCCGGCGUUGCGCUAUUUGAGCGCGCCCAAGUGUUUGCCGGCCUCCACAAGUUUGAUUUAGCACUGCACGACUAUGACAGUGUGAUCGGACUCGAACGCAAGUCGGGGCACCGCGAUGUCCGUCUCGAGUCGUGGCUUGGGCGUGCGCACAUGCUGCUGCAGCUCGCCGACGACGAAGAGCGCACGUAUAUGGCGGACGCGGCCGCCGCCGAGUCCGAGGCCGGCGUGGCCAAGGAGGACGAUGCGAUGGCCGUGUUUGCAGUCGACCGCGAGUCCGCGCUGCACGUCCAGCACACGUCGCCCAACCAGAGCCACGCGGCCAAGAGCUACGUCCACCGCGCAAUCAAAGACGUGAGCAUGGCGCUGCAACUCGAUCCGGAAUCGGUCGGACUGCUCGAGAUGCGGGGCCAAGGGUACCUUCGCGUCGGCGACUACCACAACGCACUGGUGGACGUGAACGCAGCGCUGGCCAAGGAGCCGACGAGCGCGCCGCUGCUGUUGCUUCGGGCGAUGGUCUUCAAACACCAGGACGCGCUUCUGUCGAUGGUACCCCGCGCGCGCGCCAUCAACCAAGUCACGCGGGUCAUUGAGCUGUCGACGAACGCCCACGAAGCCUACUUUGCCCGUGCGCAGCUGCAUGUGGAGAACCACUCGAUCGAGCAGGCUGUUGAAGACUUGAGUGCGAUCGUUGAAAUGUACAGCUACGCGCUGAUCGCCCAAAGCAAGGACGGGGAUGCCGCCACCACCUCGAGGCUACAACCGCUGCCGUCGUCGUCGGCAUUUAGCAGUCCGUUGGUGGAAGACACGACGACGUCGGCGGUCGUCCUCCAGUCGUUUGGGUUGUCGGCCAGUCGGCAUCUAUCUGUUCGCCAGAGUAGCCCCACGGACAUUGCCCUGCGCGCGCUGCUCUGUCGAGCGCGUCUGUACAUGACGUGGAAGGGCAGCGCCAAGGUGGUGGGGGUGAAGGAAGCGAUGACCGACUACCAGCGCAUCUUGUCGGUGGCGCCAAGCCACUUGGACGCGCAGAUGGAGCUCCAGGUCGCAAAGGAUGUGGAAGAAAAGGCGCAAGCCGAGAUUUCCGCGGCCGCGUGCGAGUGGCUCAUGCAACAUGGUGACACGAGUACCAGUAGUAGUAGUACCAGUGCGAGUACCAACCCCAACUCGACCAAGGACGCACACAGUAGUGCCGACAAGAAAAAGAAGAAGAAGAAGAAGGGGGGCGCCAAGCAGCAGACGCAGACUCGACCGAUAGCCGACGAGUCUGGCCCUCUAUUAUCUCCACCACAACCACCGACACAGUCGAGCGAGUCGCUGCAACGAAGUGACUCGACGCCCACGGUGAUCACGACAUCAACACCUGCUUCUUCGUCUCCACAGCCGACAUCAGCACCAACUCCGUCUGUUGUGGUUGCCAAACCCCCUACGCCUCCGAGUACCCGACGCCCCCUACCUACCCCCGGCCAACCGAGUCAUCCGAUAACCCCCAUGUACACUCGUGACGAAGCUUGUGAAAGCAUGGAAGAAGCCGAUGGCGGCAAUGGACUCAAAGAUCAACGCAGGCCACCCAGUGUAUCGUCGAAUUUGGUAUUUCACUUUUCGCUCACGGGGCACGAAGACAAGGCCGAUUUGUCUGGGAGUGAGCCCCCGCCUUCACCGUCGGGGGCUGCCACCAACCCCCCGGUCCCAGUCGCCACCACGUCUCCGUCGACGGACGUCCGUCCUGCCGCCGGCGGGGACCUGGCGACGGGCACCGGCCUUCUUGCCGACGACACUGGCUCUAUGGACGACGACGAGCCGAUAGAUUUCCACGGCGACUCGAAACAAACGUCUCCCCCGUCCUUGUCCUCUGACAUCCUCUUGGACGAACGGUACUUAAAAAAACGGAAAAAGCAGCUCGAAAAGCUGCGACAGGAUCUCGUGGAUGCAUGCGUGAGGCGGCAACUGCACGCGAUCAACGACGCGAUUGUCCGCGCCUCGCGCAAGCAAAUGCACGACCAGCUGGGCGACGAAAUCAACGCCGCCAAAGCGUUGGUCGAGCUGCUGCAGAACCAACCCCCGCCAUCCAACGACGACAAUGGCAAGGCGGUUGAAACCACCAAGGUAGCCGCGGACGAUGUGGACGAACACGAUGCAGCAGCAGAUGCCGCUACGCCGUCCCCUUUACCCACGCCACGAACGUCCAAGGAACCAAAGGGAGCGCCGUCCCCCCAGUCGAAUUCCGCGCCCACAACCCCCGACAAGAUGAUCAAGGCGGCGGCUUCUCCUCGUACCAACAACUCGUUCAAAUCAUCUCCUGUCGCGAGGAUACCCCAAGGCAGCAACGACCCGAAAGAGGCCGACCAUCCCCAUGUGUUGAUGCUCCAAGCGCAGCUCGAGGCCAUGCAGCUGCAGUACACGCGGUGUCGCAAGGAACUGGAGCGGAUGCAGGCAACACCUGCGCCCACGUACAAUCUGUCGGUACCGUUUGCGCACAAAUUGCAAGGCAUGGAGCGGUGUAUGCGGCCACUCAACCCGUCGAUCCUGGGCUGUCCCGCCCUCCGCCAAGUCGAUGCGAUGAUCAACCAAGCGUUUGGUCCGACCUUGGAAUCGGAACAUGUGCGCGCCAAGCUGCUGCGGUACCUCCGUCACAUAUUGGACCAGGGCCAGUGCUCGUAUUCGAUCACGCCGUCGGGGUCGUACCCGCUCAAAACGUACCUGCCGGAUUCCGACAUUGACGUGUGUCUGGAAGUGCCGGACGCGGCUGCCACGUGGCAUCUUGCCGUGACCCAAGCGCUGAUUGGCGCCGCGACGCCCGCCGCCGUCGACAGCACAUUUUUGCCAUCGUCGAUGGCUGCUCCAACCCCCAAUUUGAACUGCACCGUGCGCAACGUGACGUUUAUCAACGCCGAAGUGCGCGUGGUCAAGUGUACGAUAGACAAUGUAUCGAUCGACUUUACCGCGAAUCGCUUUGGGGCGCUGGGGGCGUUGGCCCUGCUCCACGAAAUGGACGUCCGCGUGGGCCAGCAUCACCUGUUUAAACGAACUUUGAUUUUGAUCAAGGCGUGGGCCAUGUACGACAGCUGCCGGUUCAUGCUCGGCCCCCCCGGUCGAAGCAACAUCUUGGGGGCUGUAUCCGGGGCACUCUCGACGUUUGCGCUCAACACGAUGGUCAUGUGCAUCUUCAACCUGUAUGGCAAGCGCAUUGUGCAUCCAUUGCAGGGGCUGAUGGAGUUUCUCCACUUGUUUGCCGACUUUGACUGGCAGUACCACGCCGUGAGUUUGUUUGGGGCUGUUCCGAUUGCUUCGCUCAACAACAAUAUAAACGUCGGCGCAGGAACGAGUCAUGCCAACCCCCCCCCCCACAACGGGUUCCUGAUCGACCCCGACUUUGUCGCACAGCUCAAAGCCAAAGUCGAUCAAGUUAGCACUACUCGAUCAGAUACAAAGCCAUCGCCGCUGCUGCCGUUUCAAGUGCGCGCGUGCAACGUUGUGGACCCCCUGAACGAGUCCAAUAAUGUCGCACGCAGUGUCACAGCAGACAACUUGGCCGAGAUGAAGCAGGCGUUUCAAGGCGCGAGGCAGGCGCUCGUGGACGUGUUCUACGAAGCAUGGCAGAGCGCCGAGUACAACCGGACCGACGACGUGCACGCCGAGGACAUUGUCGCCCACGUCGAGCGCAUCGACGGCUUGUUUGCGAACGGCAUGCAAAUGUACGGCAGCGGAUGGCGCCCGGAUUUGCUCGUGCACCCGAGGCAGCUGUGGCGUGGCCCGCCAAUGAUGCUGGGGGCAACUAGUGCCGACGACAGCGACGUCCUGCAGACUGAAGUGCCCGAGUUUUUUAGAUAGGACCAGAUUCAACCCAAAAUGUGUGACGGUGUGAAUAUGCCUCAUAUACUACAUGGUAUCGGCGUUUUUGCUGGGCGACGGACGAUUACUAGUUUUGCCGCUAGUAAUACUAGUAGUAGGUGUGGUGGUCUGCGAUAGAGUGCAUAGACAUGUCGGACCCCUUUGGGUGUUUUGUUUUAAUUAAUAUGACCUCCGAAGAAUCGAU